UGCGGCGCGGUAUUCGUCAUGGAGCCGGCGUCGCGGGCCCGUCUCCUGCCGCUGCUGCUGCUGCUGGGCCUGAGUUCGGGAGCCAUCAUUGACCUGCCCCAAGAUGAGGGCAGAGAAGUAUGGGAUUAUGUGACUGUCCGCAAGGAUGCCCACAUGUUCUGGUGGCUCUAUUAUGCCACCAACUCCUGCAAGAACUUCACAGAACUGCCCCUGGUUAUGUGGCUUCAGGGUGGUCCAGGCGGAUCCAGCACCGGAUUUGGAAACUUUGAGGAAAUCGGGCCCCUUGACUGUGACCUCAAACCACGAAGAACUACCUGGCUCCAGUCUGCCAGUCUCCUGUUUGUGGACAACCCCGUGGGCACUGGGUUCAGUUAUGUGGCCGAGAAUGGCACGUUUGCCAAAGACCUUGCCACGGUGGCAUCAGACAUGCUGGUUCUCCUGCAGUCCUUCUUCAGUUGCCGCCCGGAGUUCCAGACGAUUCCAUUCUACAUAUUCUCAGAGUCCUACGGAGGAAAGAUGGCUGCUGGCAUUGCUCUAGAACUUCAUAAGGCCAUUCAGCAAGGGACCAUCAAGUGCAACUUUUCUGGGGUUGCUUUGGGUGACUCCUGGAUCUCCCCUGUUGAUUCAGUGCUCUCCUGGGGACCUUACCUGUACAGCAUGUCUCUUCUCGAUGACCAAGGCCUGGCAGAGGUGUCUCGGGUGGCAGAGCAGGUCCUGGAUGCUAUAAAUAAAGGGCUCUACGAAGAGGCCACCCAGCUGUGGGGAAAAGCAGAAAUGGUCAUUGAACAGAACACGGAUGGGGUGAACUUCUAUAACAUCCUAACUAAAAACGCCCCCAUGUCUUCAAUGAAGUCAAGCCUAGAAUUCACCCAGAGCCACCUCGUUCAUCUUUACCAACGCCACGUGAGAAACCUAAAUCGGGAUGCCUUGAAUCAGCUCAUGAACGGGCCCAUCAGAACGAAGCUCAAAAUUAUUCCUAAGGAUUGCUCCUGGGGAGGCCAGGCUAACAGUGUCUUCCUGAACAUGGAGAAGGACUUCAUGAAGCCAGUCAUCAGCGUGGUGGACGAGCUGCUGGAAGCCGGGGUCAACGUGACCGUGUACAAUGGACAGCUGGACCUCAUCGUGGACACCAUGGGGCAGGAGGCCUGGAUGCAGAAACUGAAGUGGUCAGAACUGCCCAAGUUCCAUCAGCUGAAGUGGAAGCCACUGUACAGUGACCCUAUGUCUUCUGAAACGUCUGCUUUUGUCAAGAGGCACAAGAACCUGGCUUUCUUCUGGAUUCUCAGAGCCGGACACAUGGUUCCUUCUGACCAAGGGGACAUGGCCCUGAAGAUGAUGAAGCUGGUGACUCAGCAAGAAUAGGAUGGGCUGGGCUGGAGGUGAGCUGCUUGGCCUCGGGGCACGGGAGCUGAAGUGAGCACCCCAUAGCUGUGGGGAGCACCGUGUCCCCUGGAACCUGACUUGGGCUGUGAUCGUGAAGGUUCCUGCCAGCUGCACAGAGAACAAAUUCACUGCCUCAGUGGCAACUUGGAAGUCAUUUCUGCUCUCAAAACACCCAAGAUUUUUUUUAAUGGAUUUCUUUUCAUCAAAAUGAACGUGUUGAACUACACUAACUUUUGCUUAUUAUAAAAGCAAAUUGUGUGAUUUAUAUUUUUAAAAAGGAGGGGAGGGAUACAGGUAAAGAAAGAACAAAAUAAACACCCAUAUCCUUCCUUCCUUGGGAUAGGCACUGCUACCACUCUAGUGUAUAUUCUUGGCAAUAUUGUUUUGCUACAUAUACAUAUAUAUUUUUUUGCAAAAAUUGAAUUAUCAUUUUACUGUCUACUUUGUUCACACAUCAAAAUGUCAUAAACAUCUUUUCAUGUCAAUAAAUGUUCUGUAACAUUUUUAA
Messenger RNA from Miniopterus natalensis, 1891 nucleotides. The record is from RefSeq and is a predicted model, not a curated record. NCBI's taxonomy places the organism in Eukaryota, Metazoa, Chordata, Mammalia, Chiroptera, Miniopteridae.